This is a messenger RNA of Exophiala bonariae, 798 nucleotides long. RefSeq lists its product as uncharacterized. The coding region runs from base 1 to 798 and encodes 265 amino acids. Lineage: Eukaryota; Fungi; Ascomycota; Eurotiomycetes; Chaetothyriales; Herpotrichiellaceae. The transcript is spliced from 2 exons. The record is from RefSeq and is a predicted model, not a curated record.
AUGGCGACUCCCAAUCAACCGACAACAUCCCCGGUCCGCACAACCCCAGCAAUCCACUCGCUGCUCCAGCGACUACACACACAAUCGACGAUCCAAGAAUCCGGGAUCGACCCGGCCGCGAUCGCAGCUCUACGCGCACAGUCCAAAGCGGACGCGGCGGCCGGGUCCGCGGCGCUGGACGCGUUGAUGCUCGACAAGUUCAUCGCGCUGGACGAGGACAAAUGCCACUUCAUGUAUAACCUGCUCGUGGCCAUGGGCGCCACCACCGUCGUCGAGGCCGGCACCUCGUUCGGCGUCAGCACCAUCUACCUGGCGCUCGCGGUGGGGAGGAAUGUUGCUGCGGCGGUGACAGCCAGGGCGAAGGAUGGGCCUCGUGAUGGUGGAGAGGUAGAGGUCAAGGGUGUCGUUGUUGGGACGGAGAAGGAGGAUUCCAAGGCUGCCAUUGCGAGAGCGUAUUGGCACGAGGCGGGCGACGAGGUCGAACGCUGGAUUGAUCUCAAGGUCGGGGAUUUGAACGAUACGCUUGCUGGGGAUCUCGGAUUGCAGGAGGGCAGGAAGGUCGAUUUCUUGUUAUUGGACAGAUUCCCAAACUCAAUAUGGCCGCACGUCGCUCUCCCGGCCUUGAAGUAUGUCAUUCCGCAUCUGCGACCUGGUGCAGUGGUUCUGACGGACAACACCAUCUCGUCGGCAGAGAGCUAUCGCGAGUUGCUGGCGGUUUUGCGCAACGCGGAUGGCCCGUUCACGAGCACCACUUUACCCUUCAAGGGCGGUUUCGAGUUUAGCGUUUACCAACCUUGA